AUGUGCCAGGGAGUGCAGAGCCUGCUGCUGCUGGGGGAGGAUGGCAAGGAUGCCACCUGCGUGAGGUGCGAGCAGGUGGAUGAGCUGCUCAGCCUGGUGGCGGAGCUUAGGGAGGAGGUGCCUCUAUGUCACAGGUUUGAAGCCCUGACACUGGAGGGCGAGGUGGCUGAGGAUGAGGUGGAAGGGCUGCCUCCGAGCUUUUCUAAGGAGAGGAGGUCGUCUCCACGCUUGAAGACUGCCUCCAGCUCAGGAAGGAGGGCUGGGGAUGAUAGGGUUGAAUCCCUACGGGUAAAGAUCAGGGGAAGGGCUGACAAGGCAGACAUCCUGGUGGGCGUCUGCUACAGGCCACCGAACCAGGAUGAAGAGAAGGAUGAGGAGUUCUACAAGCAACUGGUGGAAGCUGCACGAUUGCCGGCCCUUGUCCUCAUGGGGGACUUUGGCUUCCCUGACAUAUGCUGGGAAUACAACACAGUGCAGAAGAAGCAGUCCAGGAGGUUUCUGGAGUGUAUGGAGGAUAGCUUUCUGAUGCAGCUGGUGAGAGAGCUGAUGAGGAGCUGCCCCGCUAGACCUGCUGUUGACAAACAGAGAAGGUCUGGUCAGACCAGUUAUCCUCAGGGAACUCCACUCUCUGACCUGGUGGUCUCAGCUGGGGUGCAGACUGAACCCCCCCCGAUUCAGGAGGAUGCAAUCAGAGACCUGCUUCUCCAGAUGGACUGUCAUGAGUCCAUGGGGCCGGAUGGAUUCACCCAGAGAGCUGAGGGAACUGGCGGAGAAGGGUCGUUAGGAGGAUUCAGGGAGCUACAGGGCUGUCAGCCUGACCUCGGUGCAGGGAAGGUUAUGGAGCGGAUUGUCCUGAAGGAGAUCACGUGGCAGGUGUGGGACAACCCGGGGAUCAGGCCUAGCCAGCAUGGGCUCAGGAAGAGCAGGUCCUGCUUGACCAACCUGAUCUCCUUCUAUGAUCUUCUGACCCGUCUGGUAGACGAGGGAAAGGCUGUGGAUGUGGUCUGCCUAGGCUUCAGCAAGGCCUUUGACGCUGUCUCCCACCUUAUUCUCCUGCAGAAGCUGGCAGCCCGAGGCUUGGACAGGUGCACUCUUGGCUGGAAAUCACCACCUUUCCUGGAAGAGGCUCAGGCCCUCGUGAAACUGAAAGCGCUUCUCCAGCUCAGUUUUCAGAGAAUACCCGCCAUGGAGUCCCAGGAGAAGAGAGCAGAGGAUUUGGAAAAGGCAAAUCUUGCUAAACAACAGCUGGCAGAACUAUUUCAGAGCGAAGGACUGGAUGAAGAAUACUGGCUUAUCGUGUUGUUGAAGGUAUUAGGUGUGAAAUCAAAAGAAGCCUUGAAACAUCUGCAAUAUGAAGACUAUCUGAAGCUGGAGAGUGCGGUACGGUACCCCUGGGAGAAAACGGCACUCCGAAAGCUUCUCCAAAUUACAGACAACAAAGAAACUCUUGAGCAGCUGCAGAAGCAGUGCCUGGAGAUGAUGAAGCAGAGGCAAGAAGAAGCCAAGUUAGCUCUGCAGAAGCUGAAAGAAAUGCAUCACAGCCUCAGCCAGAGCAACGAGAUUUUAAGACAGAAAGAGGAGGCACUAUGGCAAGCCAUGGACAUUUCCAGGAAGUACUGGCCACUACCAGAGAAGGCCUUGGCAGAUGUGCUUGCAAGCACCCAGAAGCAACUGGAGCAGCAGGAGAUGUCUUUGGGCAGGAGUGAGAAUGUCUCUGACAAGGAUGUCCUGAGACGGGCGUCAGGAGGGCUGGCUCUGCAGGGCAUUUACCAAACCAACAGCCUGGAAGAUGUGCUGGCAAAGCGAGAGCAGCUCAUCAGAGUCCCAGCUGGUUUCAGGCUUGCUGGUCCGGAGCAAGGGUCACUGCUGGAGAGGAAGGAGUUCUCCUCCUCUGCAGCAGAAGCCAAUUUCACCAACCAGUGCGAAAUUGAAAGUGACAAGUCUGCAAUAAGAAGAAAGCAACUGGACAAGGCCCUUCCUCUCAAUCAUCUGAUGAAAUCAGUCCUUGGCUUUCUCCUUUCACAGCCCGUCAACACCAAGAAAUACUUCCUGCAGUGGAUGAAGAUCUUCAUGGAUGAUCUGUCCUCCGAUCGCCUUGAUGAACUGAAGAGAGAGUAUCAUCAGUUAUGGUCUCAAAUCCUGGCAAUAAAGAAAAGCAUUGAAGGAAACAACUCCAAAACUCUAAUGAUGAAAAAGUUAGAUUCCCUUUCCAGUGAAAUCAAUGAUUCGUCCAUUGGUCUUGAGCAUAUUUUGAGAGAGGUAGGACAGAUUUAUGAGGCUCUUGAAUCAACAGACUCCAAAGAUGAACGUUUACAAAAACUACCUGAAAUUGCAGCUGAUCUGAUGGUUUCAGGGUACCCCAUUGAGCUGAUGGAUGGUGAUGCUUCGUACGUACCCUUACAAUGGGUUGCAGCAAUCUUUGACAGGUUAAUUGAGAAGUUAGGUGACACGCGAGUCUUUGUCCUGUCCGUGCUUGGCAUCCAGAGCACAGGGAAGUCAACUCUACUGAAUGCCAUGUUCGGUCUCCAGUUCAGUGUCAGUGCUGGCAGAUGCACGCGGGGAGCUUUUAUGCAGCUCAUUAAAGCGGACGAGGAGCUGCAGCGGGAUGUGAACUUUGAUUACAUGCUGGUUGUGGACACGGAGGGACUUCGUGCCAUAGAGAUGGCCAAUAAGCACUCACUGAAUCAUGACAACGAGCUGGCCACCUUUGUCAUUGGCAUUGGCAACAUGACACUGAUUAACAUCUUUGGAGAGAACCCUUCAGAAAUGCAAGACAUCCUUCAGAUCGCAGUGCAGGCUUUUCUGAGGAUGAAGCAAGUCAAGCUUUCCCCAGGCUGCCUGUUUGUACAUCAAAACGUGGGCGAAAUAACGGCAAAGGAACAGAACAUGGAAGGACAAAGGCGUCUGCAGGAGAAGCUGGAUGAAAUGACAGUGACAGCAGCCCAGCAGGAAUUCUGUGACAUCACCUGCUUCAGUGAUGUCAUCCGCUUUGACGUGAACACUCACAUUCAUUACUUUGCUCACCUGUGGGAGGGUAACCCGCCAAUGGCACCACCCAACCCCACCUACAGCCAGAACGUCCAGGAAUUAAAGAGCAAAAUUCUCCUAGCUGCCAGGAAGGAAUCUCCAGGCAGUGUUCUGAGGCUCUCCAGCUUGAAAGUUCGUAUUUGUGACCUGUGGAACGCCUUGCGGAAUGAAAACUUCAUUUUCAGCUUCAAGAACUCGGUGGAGAUUGCUGCAUACAAGAAACUGGAAACCUCCUUUAGUCAGUGGACCUGGAAACUGAGAAGGCGCAUCUUAGACUUGCAAAUGCAGCUGGACAAUAAGGUUCGGAACGGAAAGCUGGAGAAAAUCACCACAAAAGAACUUGAAAAACAGGUGCAAGAAACAAGUGAUGCCAUCACCAAAGAAAUGGGGAAGUUCUUCAGUGAGGACAGAGACUGUGAGAUACUGAUUCAGUGGAAAACUAAUACGGAACUGAAGCUGAAAGAUCUACAAGCAUCCCUUCUUGAUGAAACCAGGAGGAAGUGUGAGAAACUGCUAGAACUAAAGAAGAACCAGAGUAGACUGGAUGAGAGGAAAUCUGAAUAUGAAAAUGAGCUCCUGAAAAAGAGCAGGGAGCUGGCUCUGUCUGUAAAAGGCCAGGGAUUAAGUGAACAAGAACUGAGAAGGAACUUUGAUUCCCUCUGGCUAACCUGGGUUACUGAAGUGUCUUCUAAUGCUCCCCCUCUGGAAGAGGUGAACAUUGAUGCGGAAAUAGAAAGUGUCCUUCUAGAACACUUUAAGGAGCCUAAAAUAGAUGAACGAAUUGGGAAGUUUUCCAAACAGGCCACCUUUUCACUUGAUGAGAAGAAACACGUAUCCAAGAAAAAGAUUUGGUAUAAAUUUUGGUCUCAUUUGAGUGAGUCUGAUUUGAGCACCUUACAGCUCAUUACAGAUCGCAUCAUAAGGCGUGUGAAGGAAAACAUUGACCAGAAGGAAAAGGACAAAAUGGAUUACAGUCACACUUUUAUUCAUGAAAUACUAAAGGAAGUGCAAGAAGGUACGGGUACUGUCCCUAGCACUGAAAAAUAUACAUUUACCAAAGAUUACAGCAUAGAUCUUUCAGUGUAUCUGUGCAAAACGGCAGCAGCCAGGUUCAAAGACAUGCACGCAGCCUUUAGGAAAGCAAAUGACCCAGUCAUCUACCUGGAGAGCAAGAGAGAAGAUUUCUUCACAUGUUUCCAGAUUUCUUGCCAAGGAGCCACUUCUAUCACAACAUUUGCUGAUUUCCUGUGCAGCAAGAUUGCCCCAGGUCUUCGCCUGGCCGUCUAUGACAAGACAGCUCUUGUCAUAGCUGAACGCAUGAGGAGCGAAAUACCAGAUUUCAAUGGCAGUAGAGCCAAUCUGGAAGUUUGCAUACUGAAGUACCUGGCACAAGAAGAGAAGUUUGAAAAAUUCAAGCUGUACCUUACUUCCCCAGUAGACUUUUUGGAGACUUACAUUCAGACACAUGUUGAGACAUACUGUUCUGAUCAGAACAGUCGGCUGGUGAUGUUUUUAGAUACAACUCUUGCCCAGUACUAUGAAGCCAUUCUGAAAGCUGUCGUUGCAUCAACCACAUUUGUUAAGGACAGAAGAGACAGCAAUAAGAGAAUCUCUCUUUGGCUGGAUGAAUUCUGCAGAGAACUUGGAGGGGUCCUAAGAUUGCCCAGGAGUGACCUGGUUGGCAUUGAACACCUGGAGAUAACAGACAUAGAGUUCCUGAAUAACGCCAUGACGGAGGCACUUUCUCCCCUGAGGGAUCUUCUCAAGGAAGAGUUUGCUCGUGCUGAUUUGAGCUCAUUUGAAAAGCAGCCUCAUAAAACACUGCUGGAACAGUUUCCAGGGUGCAAGGAGCAGUGUCCAUUUUGUAAGGCAGUUUGCACAAACACUAUACCAAACCAUGAUGGAGACCACCAGCUUGUCUUCCAUCGUCCAAAAGUUUUGGGCAGAUACAAAUGGUAUAAAACAGACAACUUGGUCAUUGAUAUUUGCUCUAGCAGUGUUGUCAGCGAGUGUUCCUUCAGGAUUGGUGAAGACACAUGGAUCCCAUACAAGAAAUACCGAACUGCAGGACAUCCUUAUUCCACUUGGAACAUUCUUCCUGAUACAUCCGUGCAAAAAUACUGGAAAUGGUUUGUGUCUUAUUUCAGGGCACAGCUAGAAGAAUUCUACGAAGGUAAAUUUCAAGGUAGAGGAGAAAUCCCUGAUUCAUGGCGCACAGUUACAAAGCAGGAAGCACUUGACGAACUGAGGUAGGCUAAGUUGACAUGAAGGAAAAUCUGCAACUGCUUUGCAUUUUGGAGGAACAUGGCAUGAGGACAUCCACAAAAUAUUGUUGUGACAAUUACGGCCUUCCACGGUUUCAUAAGAACUGCAUCUAACUGCUUGUAAAGCUGGACAGAACGAGGUGUGCUACUCCUGCCACUCCUCAGAAAUGCCCCUGCUUCAUGAUAAAGUCAAACUCCUCUUCUUGCCAUAGAUACUUGCAUCAGCUUUGUCUCAGAGCAAGAAAAGAGCACAUUUCUGCAGCAACCAUUCAUACAGACAAGGUUGAGACCAAGGCAGCAUUGGAAAGUACCAAAUUAUCUGCAGCUAUGUGAAAAUAAAUGACUGGCAAAAGAACAGAUUCCCUGCAGGAAAUCCUUGUCACACUUAAAGAAAGGACAGUGAUGUCUGAGAGCAGGUAAACAUUUGUGGGGAGCUGAAAACCCCUUCUUGCUAAACUUAGUGCUCAGCUCAGUUAUAGUGAUUUAAUUGCACGUUCAUUAGGUAUCCUUCCUAUGCUAAGAUGUGCUCACACUCCCAUGAGCUCCUGCUCAGAUCCCCUGGCACACUUCCCUCCAUCUUGCAGCCAAUCUAACUACAUUGAGCAUGUGCUUGGAUUCUGGGCAAAAGUCCCCCGUAUAACCAACGUAGAGAAUUAGUUAUCUCUGCAGCUUCCUCAGUAGGCAUCAGCAGUGUGUGAUGUCAGCAUCUGUGUUGUGAAGGCAGGUGGGAACUGGUUGCUGGUCUGGAGAACAUCUCACCAGCUCUGCCUGCACCAGCACAGCAGACAGUGGGGUUUGCUGCACAGUUCCUGCAGUACAGUUGAUUCUCCUGGAGAUCUGAUGAUUCGUUAUAAUUUGUAGUCUUUGCUAAUAAACUGGUAGAGUUGGACUGGA
Molecule: messenger RNA, 6185 nt
Organism: Tympanuchus pallidicinctus (lesser prairie-chicken)
Lineage: Eukaryota; Metazoa; Chordata; Aves; Galliformes; Phasianidae
Product: interferon-induced very large GTPase 1-like
Exons: 9
Coding region: 1-5280 (1759 amino acids)
Molecular function (GO): GTP binding
Source: RefSeq, a predicted model, not a curated record